AGUCGAAAACAAAACCAACACGCUCACCACUUAGCUUGCUCGAGGGCUCGGUCGAAUCACUGACGCGCUGUCUGAGUCGACCAUCCAAAGAAUCCAAACCCGUAGCAGAGACACCAGGCAAGAAAUAUGUCCAUACGCCGACCCACGCAGCCGCUUCGCAUCUCAAGACAACCAGGACGAGAAAGAUGGACCGGGCAAAUGAAGUCCUUUGACCAUAUCAAUGGGCAAGACGCGAAAAACCUUAGGCGUCUUUUGUGGAGCACGAUGUUGACGAGGCAGGCUGCACCCUCAAGCACGAGACACCGCCCAACAUAUGUCGGUAAAUGGAGGACGGCGAGUUUUCAAAUUCGUGAUUGGUGGAAAGAUGUGAUCGGGGAGUAUCGGACCCGCUGUAGGGGGGGCAUGGUUCGAUUGGAAGCGGAAACAAGACUGAAGCAGGUGAUGGUGAUGUUAUCCCAACUCUUAGACCCCAAGGCAAUAGAAGACUCGAGGCGCAGUUGCUCAGAUCAAAGGGCGACACUUGUCACCGUCGAGCUGAUUUCCAAAUAAGUAGAGGGGAUGAGCCUCAUGUCGAUCUCUCCGGACCUUGCGUGAAACAGCUUUGCCCCCAAAGCACGUGGGAAUUUGUUGAAGUACCGCUCGAGAUACUGAACCGUACUAGGGAAGUUGUUCAGGCUGACUUCAUUGACACGGGACAACUGUAAAUCGAAACCGUGCCCGCCGAAAGCCGUCGGCGAUGGCUUAUGAGGCCCCUAUUCUCGAAACAAGAGAUAGGACCCGUUGUCCCAUCAACAUGAUGGAAACC
Molecule: messenger RNA, 805 nt
Organism: Neurospora hispaniola
Lineage: Eukaryota; Fungi; Ascomycota; Sordariomycetes; Sordariales; Sordariaceae
Exons: 2
Coding region: 127-549 (140 amino acids)
Source: RefSeq, a predicted model, not a curated record